ACACCGGAACAAGGGCGGAUAACUCUGACCGUGUCACUCCAGCAUGGCGAUGUUUAUAAACUGCACAGAGGUACUGGAUGGUGUGUUGUGCAAUGGGACGCUGUACACGGUGCCCGAGGCACGCCUCACCAUCCAUGACAAAAUGUUCUGGGUGUAUCUGGCCAUCUACGUUGGGCUGGUGCUCACUGCAGGCCUGGUGUCCGGAUUGACAAUGGGCCUGCUGUCACUUGACCUUAUGACCCUCAACAUCCUGAAGGACGGAGGCACGACUAGGGAACAGAAGUAUGCUCGAAGGAUACUGCCCCUUGUCAAACGACAUCAUCUACUACUGGUGACGCUGCUCCUGGCUAAUGCUGCUGCCGUUGAAGCCAUGCCCAUCUUUUUAGACCGGAUCUCGGACCCGAUCAUCGCGAUUUCUGUCUCGGUCUCUGCUGUCCUCAUCUUUGGCGAAGUUGUGCCCCAGGCCCUGUGUACGAGGUUUGGGUUGGCGAUUGGCUCAACUCUUGCCCCGGUAGUGUACAUCCUGAUGGGGCUGCUCUUCAUUGUGAGCUGGCCACUGUCCAAGCUCCUAGACUGUGCCCUGGGCAGCAAUCACGGCACUUUCUUUAGGCGCGCAGAGCUGAAGGUCCUGGUGGACCUGCACGGACCAGGGGAUGGAUCCGGAAAUGAAGAACAUCUCACAACGGAUGAAGUCCUCAUGAUCAAGGGAGCGCUAGACCUGAAGGAUAAACGUGCAAAGGAUGCCAUGGUAAACAUUGACAAUGUCUUCAUGAUCAGCUCCGAUGCCUGCAUGGACCACAACACUAUGACACAGAUCUUGUUUCAUGGACACUCCCGCAUCCCAGUGUACGAGGAGUCUCGGUCGCAGAUCAAAGCUGUGUUGCUGAUGAAAACCUUGAUCAAGCUGGACCCAGAGGAUGCUAUUCCUGUCAGCAGCCUCUUGCUCGACCCCCAAUACUUCCGCCCGGUCAUUUUUAUUGACGACGUCAAACCACUGCAUGACCUUAUCAAUCUCUUCCAGACUGGCAAAGGUCACUUGGCUGUAGUGCGGAAAUCAUAUCAGGGGAGACAACUCCGUGGCCUACAGGACAACACUGAUGAUAUAACGCCAUUACUGGGAGAGUCUCAAGAUGACCUGCAGCAUGACAGCCCACAGCAGAUUGGUGAGGUCAUGGGGAUCAUUACGCUGGAGGACGUCAUCGAGGAGCUCCUGCAGGAAGAGAUAAUUGAUGAGACCGAUGAAACACAGAUACGUCAACGGAUACAGCUGGCUAAAGCAAUGGCUACACGCAAAAUGUCAGUGUUGAAGCGAAGUCUGUCGCAUCCAGAGCAGUCAAGAGGUCAAGUCCAGGCUGGACAAAGCCUUGUUGGACACUCAAGUGAACAUUUGAAUGUGGAUGUUGCCAUAGCAACAUCACAACGAUCAGAUGAUGCUCCACUUCUAGGGAGUGGGGAGGUGUUGGCGUGA
This is a messenger RNA of Haliotis rufescens (red abalone), 1468 nucleotides long. RefSeq names its product DUF21 domain-containing protein At4g33700-like. Bases 44 to 1468 code for a protein of 474 amino acids. The transcript has 9 exons. Gene Ontology annotation, cellular component: intracellular membrane-bounded organelle. NCBI's taxonomy places the organism in Eukaryota, Metazoa, Mollusca, Gastropoda, Lepetellida, Haliotidae. Gene Ontology annotation, biological process: magnesium ion homeostasis. The record is from RefSeq and is a predicted model, not a curated record.